CUACAAACCUGUGGCCUCAGCCCCUCCAAAGAACCGGGAGAUGACGGGGAAAGCCGGGGAAGCGCUGAGCAAGCCCAAGUCCGAGACAGUGGCCAAGAGUACCUCUGGGGGCGCCCCGGCCAGGUGCACCGGGUUCGGCAUACAGGAGAUCCUGGGCUUGAACAAGGAGCCCCCCAGCUCCCAUCCGCGGGCUGCCCUCGACGGCCUUGCCCCUGGGCACUUGCUGGCAGCGCGCUCAGUGCUCAGUCCCGCAGGAGUGGGCAGCAUGGGGCUGCUGGGGCCCGGUGGGCUCCCUGGCUUCUACGCGCAGCCCACCUUCCUGGAAGUGCUGUCUGACCCGCAGAGCGUCCACUUGCAGCCACUGGGCAGAGCAUCGGGGCCUCUGGACACCAGCCAGACGGCCAGCUCGGAUUCUGAAGAUGUUUCCUCCAGUGAUCGAAAAAUGUCCAAAUCGACUUUAAACCAGACCAAGAAACGGAAGAAGCGGCGACACAGGACAAUCUUCACCUCCUACCAGCUUGAGGAGCUGGAGAAGGCAUUCAAUGAGGCGCACUACCCAGACGUCUAUGCCAGGGAGAUGCUGGCCAUGAAAACCGAGCUGCCGGAAGACAGGAUACAGGUCUGGUUCCAGAACCGGAGAGCCAAGUGGAGGAAGCGGGAGAAGUGCUGGGGCCGGAGCAGUGUCAUGGCAGAGUACGGGCUGUACGGUGCCAUGGUGCGGCACUCCAUCCCCCUGCCUGAGUCCAUCCUCAAGUCUGCCAAGGAUGGCAUCAUGGACUCCUGUGCCCCGUGGCUACUGGGGAUGCACAAAAAGUCGCUGGAGGCAGCAGCUGAGUCGGGGAGGAAGCCCGAGGUGGAACGCCAGGCCCUGCCCAAGCUCGACAAGAUGGAGCAGGAGGAGCGGGGCCCUGACACCCAGGCGGCCAUCUCCCAGGAGGAACUGAGGGAGAACAGCAUCGCAGUGCUCCGAGCCAAAGCUCAGGAGCACAGCACCAAAGUGCUGGGGACUGUGUCAGGGCCAGACAGCUUGGCCCGGGAUGCUGAGAAGCCAGAGGAGGAGGCCAUGGACGAAGAUAGGCCAGCAGAGAGGCUGAGUCCACCACAGCUUGAGGACAUGGCUUAGGUCAAGGGGCAUGCAGUUGCUGGAGUCCUGAAACUCUGCUGUCCUUGGGACCUGUGGUGCUGGGAGGUAGUCUCCAAGGCUCUGCCCAGCCCCAGCCUCUGCCCUCCUCCCUGCCCCCAAGGUCAUUCUUCACCCUGUGUCUGCAGGCACAGCUCAGUUCUGGCUGUGGCUCAGACCAUGCUGAGACAUCCCCAAACCAGUCUUGACCUCUCCAGCGUCCUUCUCCUCAUCCCAGCAUCCCUGCCUCAGAUGCAUUCUUGGUGACCCAGACCAGCCCCUCAAGCCCCUUUCAGUCAAUCCUCUAGCACCUCUCGCCAUUCACAGCCACCCUUUCCCCUCUGUCCUCUUGCUCUAAAGAGCCUCCCUUCCUGGCUCUAUACCCUCUCUGGAGUCUGCUCCACUCCUGACUACAGCCUGCCCUUCACUGGCGUAGCUCAUUGCCUGCCAUGGCCCUGACAUGAGUUCAGGACAUGCACUCCAGCUUCAGUAGCCUAGGCACUACCGUCCUCAACAAAUCUUCUUGCCCCCUCAAGCCUGUCCUUUCUGUGGACCUGGGCUUCUGCUGUGAUAACACUGCCCUAUAAGCUCAUCACAAUU
Molecule: messenger RNA, 1720 nt
Organism: Nycticebus coucang (slow loris)
Lineage: Eukaryota; Metazoa; Chordata; Mammalia; Primates; Lorisidae
Gene: VSX2
Product: visual system homeobox 2
Exons: 5
Coding region: 41-1123 (360 amino acids)
Biological process (GO): regulation of transcription by RNA polymerase II
Cellular component (GO): nucleus
Molecular function (GO): sequence-specific double-stranded DNA binding; DNA-binding transcription factor activity, RNA polymerase II-specific
Source: RefSeq, a predicted model, not a curated record